Molecule: messenger RNA, 3674 nt
Organism: Polistes dominula (European paper wasp)
Lineage: Eukaryota; Metazoa; Arthropoda; Insecta; Hymenoptera; Vespidae
Gene: Dgk
Product: diacyl glycerol kinase 1
Biological process (GO): phospholipase C-activating G protein-coupled receptor signaling pathway
Cellular component (GO): plasma membrane
Molecular function (GO): ATP-dependent diacylglycerol kinase activity; calcium ion binding
Source: RefSeq, a predicted model, not a curated record
CACGAGCGUAUAUACGUGUUUGUUCUGUAUUAUCGUCGUGUUGUAUAUUCGUCUAUUGUAAUCUACAUAUAUCGUGUACGGUAUUUCUUCAUGGUUUUAUCUUUCAUUCUGAAUAGUUUUAAUUUAAGAAUAUAAUCAAGGAAAUAAUAUUAUCGUAAUUAGAUUCGAAAAAUAAAUGUCAUUUGUUAUAUAAAAAUUGUUUUAGAACAUUUGUCGCUAAAUAUACAUUACAUCUAGGGAUUUCUCCUCAAUUAACGGAUUGUUUUGAAUAUCAGUGUGUGAUAAAAGCAGAAAGAAAAGAAAAAAGAAGAGAAGAAAAUACAGGAAGAAACGAGCCAUGACAAUGCCGGAAACGUAAGGACGCACCGGUUGGUUGGAGGAAACGCGCGCGAUGGCGCAGAAAUGGUGAUGAAUCUCAAAGGUGAUCACCGUCCGGGCGUUCGUCCCGAGGUAUAUCGAAGAAAAGAUUACUAAUGAUGGCCUUUCAGUGGGAUAAACUCUCGCCCACAGAAUUUCAACAGCUCCAGGAUUUCGCAGCUUAUUCAUCAAGAAAGCUACAAGAUGUGCUUACGGAAUUUUGUGGCAACACCACAACGCCAACCGGUGUACCAAAAUAUCACCCCGAUGGGGACAUCGAUUACGAUGGUUUUAGAAAAUUUCUGGACACCUACCUCGAAGUCGCAACACCCGAUGAGUUGUCACGUCACCUUUUUCUCUCGUUUGUUAAAAAGGAUCCCCGUGUUGUCGAUGGCAAAGCCUUUAAGGAAAUGGCUGUGCUGUCGUCAACGACUGCAUGUGCAGCGAUUACUUCUCACACAACUUCGAGCAGUAACGUGAACAGCACCGGAUUACCAGGAGGAGCAUGCACUGAUAGCCACGUUGGUAGUUCCUCGUUGGUCGACAAAAUUCAUGGACUUACGGAAAAGCUGCAAUCUCUGGGACACCACAGAACCGAGAGCGAAGCCUCAUCAAGAACACGAACUGGAAGCGUACAUCCAAUGUUGACGGUAACAAGGACAUCUUACAGUUGCCACGACGUUCUUGAAAAGAAGAGUACCGACAGCAGCCCAAGUCACAGCCAAAUGUCACGAAAUUCGUCCAGGAAGUCGAACAAUUCUCUUCUCGUCAACAAUGGGAAAUUGGAAGAGAUGAGACAUCUUGUUAGAAAGCAAAGUACGAUAGAUGUCCAUUCAGUUAAGGUCAGCUUGAAAGAUAUCGUUUGCUACCUUUCUCUCUUGGAAGCAGGCAGACCAGAAGACAAAUUAGAGUUCAUGUUCCGGCUCUACGAUACAGAUGGGAAUGGCGUACUUGACAAGAACGAGAUGGACUGCAUCGUGAAUCAAAUGAUGAACGUGGCUGAAUAUCUCGGUUGGGAUGUGAGCGAAUUGAAACCGAUAUUACAAGACAUGAUGAUAGAGAUCGAUUACGAUUCGGAUGGUACGGUGUCCUUGGAGGAAUGGAAGAGGGGUGGAUUAACGACGAUUCCAUUGUUAGUUCUCCUUGGUCUCGAUUCUCACGUGAAAGAGGAUGGAAAUCAUUUGUGGAGAUUGAAGCACUUCAGCAAACCCGCUUAUUGCAAUCUGUGCUUGAACAUGUUGGUUGGACUUGGAAAGAAAGGACUCUGUUGUGUUUUUUGCAAAUAUACUGUCCACGAAAGAUGCGUACAAAGAGCACCAGCAUCGUGUAUUGCAACCUAUGUAAAAAGUAAAAAAACUUCACAAACUAUGAUACAUCAUUGGGUCGAGGGCAAUUGUCACGGAAAGUGCUCAAAGUGUAGAAAAACCAUUAAAAGUUACAAUGGAAUCACGGGACUCCAUUGCCGUUGGUGUCAACUAACCCUGCACAACAGAUGCGCUUCGCAAGUGAAAACCGAAUGCACCCUCGGCGAAUAUGCUGUACACAUUUUACCACCUACAGCGAUUUGUCCAGUCGUAUUGGACAGACAGAGAUCAUUAUCGAGGGAUAGCAAAAGGGGUAGUAAACAUGGACAGGACUCUUCGUCUGUCAGUUCUGGUGGUUUCUUAAGCUGUGGUGGUGGUGGUGGUGGUGGUAGCUCGUCAAGUCAACAACCAGCAAUGUCCUUCCAAAUAACCCCAUCUCCAGAUACGAUACCGUUGUUGGUGUUCAUUAAUCCGAAAUCUGGAGGUAGACAAGGCGAAAGGAUGCUGAGAAAAUUUCAAUACAUUCUGAACCCUAGGCAGGUACACAAUUUAGCCAUUGGUGGACCGAUGCAAGGCUUGCAAAUGUUCAAAGAUGUCGAGAACUUCAGGGUAAUUUGUUGCGGUGGCGAUGGUACUGUCGGUUGGGUUUUGGAAACUAUGGAUCGGGUACAGUUCGAGCAUCAGCCUGCUGUUGGUGUCAUACCACUUGGUACUGGUAACGAUCUUGCCAGAUGUCUACGUUGGGGAGGUGGUUACGAGGGCGAAGCUAUUUACAAAGUUCUCAAAAAAAUCGAGAAAUCAACACCCGUGAUGAUGGAUCGUUGGCAGAUCGAAGUACUAGAUCAGAAAGAGGAAAAGAAACCUAAUCAAGAUAGUAUACCUUACAAUAUUAUCAAUAAUUAUUUUUCCGUUGGCGUUGACGCUGCCAUUUGUAACAAGUUUCACGUUGAAAGGGAAAAGAAUCCGGAAAAAUUUAACAGCAGGAUGAAGAACAAAUUGUGGUAUUUCGAAUAUGCUACGACUGAACAGUUCGCCGCGAGUUGUAAAAAACUUCACGAACAUCUCGAAUUAAUUUGUGACGGUACACCUUUGGAUUUGGCACACGGACCUUCUUUACAGGGUGUUGCUUUAUUAAACAUUCCUUUCACCCAUGGGGGUUCGAACCUAUGGGGUGAACACCAUGCGAGGCAUCGUCUUGCUAAACGAAAGAAAAGACCAGACAAAGAACUCAGCACUAGUAGUUUUAAUUCAGUAGAUCUUACAGCCGCGAUACAGGAUAUCGGGGAUAAUCUUAUAGAAGUGAUAGGAUUGGAAGACUGUUUACAUAUGGGCCAAGUUAAAACAGGGUUACGAAAUUCUGGAAGAAGAUUGGCUCAAUGUAGCAGCGUAACCAUCAUCACGACCAAACGGUUCCCCAUGCAAAUUGAUGGUGAACCAUGGAUGCAAGGUCCAUGCACUAUACACAUAACUCAUAAAAAUCAAGUACCGAUGCUGAUGGCACCGGCGCCUGAUAAGAGCAGAGGAUUCUUUAGAUUUUUAAGAAGAUGAACGACCGUUCCGAAAGCAAGAGAAACAAAACAACUGAUAAUAGGAAGAUCUCUUUAUACCUCUUCCUCCUCCUCCUCCACCACCUCCUCCUUCUCGUCCAACCCUCAUUCAUCCAAUCUUCACCUAGUUUUAUCGUUCCUCCUACACAACUUCAGCUAUUUAUUAUUUUUUCUACCCAGUUUUCGACACAAGAUAUAGGUUCGAUCGCAACGUUACGUAUCGUAUAUUCAUACUUUAUCGCUUCGAUAAUUCAUUGGAAAUAAAAAAAUGAAAAAAAAAUUUAAAAUAAAAUAAAAAUAAAAACAAUUAAAAGAAAGAAAAAAAUAAAAGAAAAAGAAGAAAAAGGAGAAGAACUUGUAAAGAACCGAUCGGAUUUGCGUGGCUUAGGUAUUCUUAUGUACAGUAUUUUUGAAAAUAAUAAUAAUUAUUAUUAUUAUUAAUAAAUUAAUUAAUUAAUUAAAGAAA